AUGGAUCAUUCACAUAUGGAUCACAGCAUGCACGAUAUGGGAAUGGAUAUGGGAGGAGAUAGAUGUAACAUGAACAUGCUCUUCACCUGGGACACGAACAAUCUCUGUAUAAUUUUCCGCUGGUGGCACAUCCGCUCCACCUUCUCCCUCCUCAUUUCCCUCGUUGGCGUCGUCGCCAUCACCGCCGGAUACGAAGGCAUCCGCUCCCUGACCCGUCGCUAUGAAUCCUGGGUCGACAGACAACAAGGCUCUAUAACCCUGGAUGAUGUUACUGAAAAUACGCCUUUUCUCUGGGCAGGACGCAAUCAAGAAGAAGUGGGUCAGAGAGCACAUGUUAUUAAAGCUGCGCUAUAUGCUUUCCAGUAUUUUUAUGCAUUUAUGUUGAUGUUGCUCUUCAUGACAUAUAAUGGAUGGGUCAUGAUUGCAGUAGGAGUUGGUGCAUUUGUGGGUUUCUUGAUAUUUGGAAAGGAUACUUCGGCUGCGAAAGAGACGGCAUGUCAUUGAGAGUUUAAAUGGCGGAGUUAAGGGAAUGAGUGUUCUGGCGGAGGAUGGGUUCAGAGUCGGGUAGAGACAGGGCGAGCAUCUGGUUGAUGAAAGAGAGAACAGAAGCAGGUCGAAAACAUGGAUCUUUGGGAGACAAGCGUCGAAUAAUCGAGACAAGCAAGAUUUGUUUUAGUUUGAGAAUGCCAAAUACCCAGCGUUGUUUACAUGAUCUCAGGACGCUAUGCAUGGAUUUAUUGCGUCGGCGCGGAGCCGUUCAUAUAUGGAUAUACACAGGGGUGGUGUUUCGCUUUACAUCUUUCAAUUCUAUAUGGUCAAUGCAGUCUUCUAUCCGA
Botrytis byssoidea is the source of this 836-nucleotide messenger RNA. RefSeq lists its product as uncharacterized. Gene Ontology annotation, molecular function: copper ion transmembrane transporter activity. Gene Ontology annotation, biological process: copper ion transmembrane transport. The record is from RefSeq and is a predicted model, not a curated record. Lineage: Eukaryota; Fungi; Ascomycota; Leotiomycetes; Helotiales; Sclerotiniaceae. The transcript has 4 exons. The coding region runs from base 1 to 504 and encodes 167 amino acids. Gene Ontology annotation, cellular component: membrane.